Molecule: messenger RNA, 1845 nt
Organism: Tarenaya hassleriana
Lineage: Eukaryota; Viridiplantae; Streptophyta; Magnoliopsida; Brassicales; Cleomaceae
Product: pentatricopeptide repeat-containing protein At4g14050, mitochondrial
Exons: 1
Coding region: 8-1843 (611 amino acids)
Biological process (GO): RNA modification
Molecular function (GO): RNA binding; zinc ion binding; protein binding
Source: RefSeq, a predicted model, not a curated record
CUGAUGAAUGCUUAUCCGUCACUAUCUUCAUCAGCUCCAAUUCUGCUCGAGGCACCGAGCCCCAACCACCGCCAAAUCCCUCCAUGCUCAGAUCUUCAAGCUCGGCCUCUCCCAAUGUUGGGGUUUGGCCAACAUUCUCGUCGAUGCCUACGGCAAAUGCGGCGCCGUUUCUCAUGCUCUUCACAUGUUCGACGAAAUGCCACACAGAGAUCACAUCUCAUGGGCCUCGAUUCUCACCGCUCUUAACCACGCCAAUCACUCCCGUAAAACGCUCUCCAUAUUUCCUUCCAUGGCUUCUAAUGACGGGUUGUAUCCGGAUGGUUUCGUGUUCUCCGCUCUUGUCAAGGCUUGUGCUAACUUGGAAUCCAUUAGGCUGGGGAAGCAAGUUCAUGCUAGUUUCUUAGUCUCGGUGUAUUCGGAUGAUGAUGUUGUGAAAUCUUCUCUGGUUGAUAUGUAUGCCAAAUGCGGAUUGCCAGAUAGUGCUAGAGCUGUUUUCGAUUCUAUUGGAACGAAAAACACGAUUUCUUGGACCUCUAUGAUAUCUGGGUACGCGAGAAGUGGAAGAAAGGAGGAGGCUUUCGAGCUUUUCCAGGGAUUACCAGUUAAGAAUUUGUAUUCUUGGACUGCUUUGAUAUCGGGUUUAGUCCAAAGCGGAAAAGGGCUUGAUGCAUUUUAUGUGUUUACUGAAAUGAGGAGGGAAGGGGUCAACAUUGUGGAUCCUUUAGUUCUUUCGAGUAUGGUCGGUGCUUGCUCUAAUUUGGCAGCUUCUAUAUCAGGGAGGCAGGUUCAUGGUUUAGUUCUAUCUCUCGGAUUUGAAUCUUCGGUGUUUGUUAGUAAUGCACUGAUCGAUAUGUAUGCAAAAUGCAGUGAUAUCGUAGCUGCAAAGAACAUUUUCAGUAGAAUGCACCACAGAGAUGUAGUUGCUUGGACAUCACUUAUCGUCGGUAUGGCCCAGCACGGGCGAGCUGGGGAGGCACUAGCCUUGUAUGAUGAUAUGGUUUCAAAUGGGGUAAAGCCGAAUGAGGUUACAUUUGUUGGACUGAUUUAUGCGUGUAGUCAUGUCGGUCUUCUAGCCAGAGGUCGCGAGCUUUUUAAAUCAAUGGUCGAGGGCUAUGGAAUCCGGCCAUCGUUACAGCACUAUACAUGCUUACUGGAUCUUCUUGGCCGGUCUGGCCUCCUUAAUGAAGCUGAGAACGUAAUCCAAACGAUGCCAUAUCAGCCAGAUGAACCGACAUGGGCAGCUUUUCUUAGCGCUUGUAAGCGCCAUGGACAAGUUCAGAUGGCUGUGAGGAUAGCCGAUCACCUUUUACAGAACUUCAAACCUAAAGACCCAUCAACUUAUAUACUUUUGUCUAACGUUUAUGCCAGUGCAUCUCUGUGGGAAAAGGUGUCGGAAUCAAGAAGGAAACUUUCAGAUAUGGAAGUGAAAAAGGAUCCGGGAUUCAGCAGUGUCGAAGCUGGAAAAGUGACUGAAGUUUUUUAUGCAGGAGAAACAUCUCAUCCUCUAAAAGACGAGAUUUUCGGAUUGCUUAAGAAGUUUGAGGACGAGAUGAGAAGAAAAGGGUAUGUUCCCGAUACGAGCUUGAUCCUGCACGACAUGGAUCAGCACGAGAAAGAGAACUCGCUGUUUUGGCACAGCGAGAGAUCGGCUGUGGCCUACGGGAUUCUGAAGGCUGUUCCAGGAACCGCGAUCCGGGUUGUGAAGAAUCUUAGGGUUUGUGGAGAUUGCCAUGUUGUUCUGAAACAUAUCAGCUACAUUGCGAAAAGAGAGAUCAUUGUCCGUGACGCCACGAGAUAUCACCAUUUCAAGGAUGGGAAAUGCUCCUGCAAUGACUUCUGGUGACU